Diorhabda carinulata is the source of this 3466-nucleotide messenger RNA. Its product is annotated as sterol O-acyltransferase 1. Bases 405 to 1793 code for a protein of 462 amino acids. Gene Ontology annotation, cellular component: endoplasmic reticulum membrane. Gene Ontology annotation, biological process: cholesterol metabolic process. The transcript is spliced from 8 exons. The record is from RefSeq and is a predicted model, not a curated record. Lineage: Eukaryota; Metazoa; Arthropoda; Insecta; Coleoptera; Chrysomelidae.
AAAUAAUAUUUAGACGUGCUAAACAAUCCGCUGUUUAUCAGUAAAAGUAAUUUGCAUAAAACUACGUAUCUGGAUAUGUCCAACACAUACGACAAUUAAUAUUUUUUAAAUUACCUAAACUUUUAAUUAGUGUAAUUAAAUAAUAACAUAAGUAUAUGGUUGAUUGAAUAAAUACUUUUUAACCUUUUUGUUUUGAGACAACAAUUUGAACAAUCCUCGUAUUAAUUUAAUAACGUGAACGAACGUUUCAUGUUUUUCUUCCAAAAAGACAAAUUAGUAAAACGAGUUUAUAUUUAAAGUGUUUAACAGUGAAGUAAAAGUUGUGGUUCGAGUUUUUGAUACGAAAUUCUUUUAUCGGAUAUAAAUAGUGGAAUCAGAGUUAAGUUUGUAGUUGAAACGAGAAAAUGAGUCCGAAUUCCACGAGCUCUCGAGUUAAAAACCAUAAUAAAUAUGAGGAAACCAACGGGAAAACACAAUCCACGUUCAAACAAUUGGCAGAAAAGAAAUUCGUAACAAGAAAUUCCCUCAUAAUAGAUUUAUGUGACAACAUACCUCAUAUUGCAGCUAUUCAGAAUUUGUUUACAGCAACAAUUAUUUGUUUAUUUACUAGUAUAUUAGCCAACGAUUAUUUAGUCACCGGACAAAUAAGUUUUGGUUACCAUCUCAUAUUGAUUGCUUUUGGUAAAUUUCACUUGGCUAUCUUUUUCUGGACCAUUUUUUUCCUGACAACGUGCUUAGUACACACAAUUUUCAGGAUAUGGGCAGAAAUCAGAAUAAAGUUGAUUCCAAAUAAUAAAUCCGUCCAAAUGUGGGAUAGAGUUUGGUUGGUAAUAUUGGUAUCAUUUUAUAUUCUAGCUUAUCGAGUAUCAUCCAAAUUAACUGUGAUUUACGACAUGCCUAUAGCUUCUUCGUCUAUAAUACUAUUAGAACAGACGAGAUUAUUGAUGAAAAUACAUUCCUACAUUAGACACAAUGCGGAAAAAAUUAUAAAAUACAAACCGCACAGCGAUCAGAAUUUGGAAUAUCCUAAAUUUAAAAACUAUUUGUACUUUUUGUUUGCUCCAACGUUGAUAUACAGGGACGAGUAUCCAAGAACCACAAAAAUUCGAUGGGGCUUUGUUGGGAUUCGUUUGAUUGAAAUAUUCGGAGUAAUCGUUUACCAUUGUUUCAUCUUUCACCGAUUCUUACUGCCGCCAUACCGAGAGUUCGGAUUAAGAAAAUACUCUUGGGCCGAAGUUAUAAUUCCUAUUUUAGAAAAUUCCAUUUGCGGGCUUUUAGUGCUUAUGGCCGGAUGGUACCAAGUACUACAUUCCGUUCAGAAUUUAUUCGCCGAAUUACUCAGAUUCGGCGAUAGACAAUUUUACAUGGAUUGGUGGAAUUGCACCGGUAUAGCCGAUUAUUUCAGGGUGUGGAAUAUCGUCGUCCACGAUUGGUUAUAUACUUAUAUAUACAGAGAUAUAUAUAAUUUAAGUAGUGGUAAUAAAUUUAUGGCAAAAUUAAUGGUAUUUAUCACGUCUGCUGUAGUACACGAAUGGAUUAUAAGCUAUCAGGUGAAAUUUUUUUACCCGAUAGUAUUCUACUGCUAUAUGGCUGCGGUUUGCUUGAGUGUAUUCAAUGUGCCCAAGGUUCGAUGGAUCAACAUAUUAUUUUGGUACGGUAUGGCUUUUGGUUCUGGUUCAAUUCUGAGCUUGUAUGUUUUGGAACAUUACGCCAGAACAAACAAUCCCGAUACCGAAUAUUCCAUCAAGUAUUGGUUUUUACCGAGGUGGUAUCUUUGUGAUUGUAUAGUUUAGAUAUCGAAAUCGAAAUGGAAUAAUCUCGUAAGGAAAACCGACAUGGUUUCUGAUAUUUUUGAUCAAGGCGAGAAGCCACAAAAAACCAAAUAAUUUUUCUUUUUUCCCGAUGUUUUUUUCUUUCUUUCCAUAUGCCUCCCUUCAGUUUUAAUCUUUUCAUUAUCUACCGUCUAUCUACCGACUUUUUUUUGUGCAUCCCUAUUUUCAUCUAUUUUUUCAUUGCUUUCUCUUGUUCUUUAGGAACUUCAUUUCCACAUUUCUUUUCUCUCUUCAUAGCAAUUUCCUCAGUAUUUUGCUCCUUCUUCCUUCCUCCUUCUCUUCUAUUCUUUUCUCGUUAAAUAUUUCUUGUUAUUACUUCCUUAUCCUUUUCUUUCUCUUAUUCCCCAAAUAUAAUUCCUCUUGUACAUUUUUUCCGUGUUCUCAUCUCGUUCUGUUUCUAUUUAUUUUUUUUUGUUUUUCGAUAUUUUGCCAUUUCUACUAUUUCCUAUCUCUUUUUUCUCUUCAAAUUUCCCUAUCAAUUUUACAUCUCUCUCUUCUCAUCAUCUCCUCAUCUCCAUUCACUUCUUUUUUCAUAUAUUUAGUGUUUCACGAUUUUUACACGUUUUUAUCCUUUUUAUCUGUCUUCUCUUCUUUAUCUUGUUCUUUAGGAACAUUAAUUUCACACUUCUUUUCUCUUUUCAUAGCUUUUUGUAAUUAACUUUCUGUUUAUGGCUCUUAUAUUUUAGCAAUAACUCUAUAGAAAUAUUUCUGUAGUAUUUUACUUCUUCCUCUUUCCUCCGUAUCUCUCGUCUUCUAUUCAUUACUAGUAAAAUUACGUUUUUAUCUUAUUUCUCUCUAUCUAUCUUAACUUUUGUUUUCCAGAAACUUUUUUAUCUUUUUCCAUUUUUUCUUUUCAUGUAUUGUUUUGUUCCACUUCUUUCUAUCUAUUUCUAAUAUGUUUUCUUUUUCUCAAUUCAACAUUCAUAUUUGUCUCUCUUAUUGUGCAGAUGUUUGAGACUAUCUAUGACAACUUCCUUAGUAUUUUGCAUCUUCAUCCUUCCUCUUCUCUUCUAUUCAUUUCUAGUAAGAUAUUCAUAUAUUUUUUUCUUACUUCUUCCUUAUCCUUCUCUUUCUCUUAUUUCCCCCAUAUAUCUGUCUUCUCUUCUUUUCCAUUCCAAUUUCUUUAUAAUUUUUCUAAUUCAGUAAUAAAUGUGAAAAACCAAAAAAAGUGCUGAACGUCUGAAAUUUUAUAUGACGAUUUCUGUAGUAUCUUGCGUAUCUCCUUUCCUCCUUAUCCCUCCUCUCCAAUUUACUUCUAGUUCCAUAUUUAUUUUCCUCUUAUAACUCCUUUAUUCUCCUUUCUCUCUCUUAUUCCUUAGAAACUCUUCUGUUCGUCUUCUUCCAUUCUUCCAUUGUAUUCUUUUUUCCUCCUUAUUCUAUUUCAAUCUCUUUUCACAUUUCGUUUACCUUCUUCAUGUCUUUUUGCGUUUUUAUCUCAUUCCCAUCCCUUUCAAAAGUGAUAAAAUAAUAUUUAUGAUUAAUUUAGCAAUAAACUAAAUCAGUUUUUACAAAAUACUGAAAUUGAUCAAAAAUAUACAGAAACAUGUGUAAAAAAAUCCAUUUAGCAGAAAUAAUAAUAUAUUGUUUUAUAUAGCAAUAAUCUAAAAAUAAAAUAAAACUUUUUUAUUUUUUAA